CAAGAUGGACGCUAUCAAGAAGAAGAUGGUUUCUCUGUCGACAGAGACAGAUACAGCGACAGCCAGGGCAAACAAAUUCGACGAUGAAGCUCUGGCGGCGUCCAAGGAAGCAGACCGGAUAGAGGAUCAACUCAAGAAUAUUCUUAAAAAGAUUGCUGCUCAGGAAUCUCAAUUUGAUGUUGUUACUGAGGACCUAUUCAAUGCUUCUAUUAAACUGGAAGAAAAAGAAAAGGUUGCGGCGAAUGCUGAGGCGGAUGUAGGUGCACUCUCAAGGCGAAUAUUCCUGAUGGAAGAUGAGGCGGAUAAACGAGAAAAUAGGCUGGCAACUGCUAUAAGUGAUCUUCUCCGUGCUUCAAUACGGGCUGAUGAACAAAUUAAACUCAAGAAUCAAUUAGAGUUGGAUAUAUCCACAAAUGAAGAGGAUAUCGAUGAACUAGAAAAUCAGCUGAAAGAAGCAAGAUUUAUCCUGGCAGAAUCAGAGAGGAAGUAUGAGGACAUAAGCCGGAAACAUACCAAUCUUGAAACUGAAAAUGCGCGAGCUACCGAACGGGCUGACAAUGAAGAAAAAAAGAUUUCAGAGCUUGAAGAAGAAUUGAAGGUAGUUGGAAAUAACCUGCAGCAGCUGGAGGUGAGCGAGGAGAAAGCUAUGGCUAGGGAGGAGGCUUAUCAGAAGCAAAUCAGAGAACUCAUGAAUAGAUUGAAGAUUGCAGAAACACAAGCAGAAAACUCAGAAAUGAAUAUACAGCGUCUAAAUAUAAGAAUUGAUCAGAUCGAAGAUGACAUGAUCCAUGAGAAGCUGAAGAUCAAGGCUAUUUCUGAUGAUCUUGAUGGUACUUUCAGAUCAAUGACAUCUGUUUAAAAAUAAUCAAACUUUUUAAAGUCAAAUACAUGGACUUUCAAAACAUGAACAUAAAGAAAAUUUCCAAACCCACUUUGUUUAAGCAAUUAAGAUUUACACCAUUUAAUUAAACUUCUUCAUUUACAAUGUCCUAUAAAACAUAAUACUUUGUUAAAUUGAUUUACAGUGAAACAAGAAAACACUGGAAUAAUCGUCUUUUUGCGAUUUUGUGUUUUGUAACUUAAAAAGUUUAGAAUUUAUUCUUACAACUUGCAUAUUACAAAAUCACAACUCGGGCAGCAGUAGUACAUUUGAAUUUUCAAGCCGGGUCAUCCUUUCCGGUCCCAGUUUGUACUGUACCUAGCUCUCUGGACAGGA
This is a messenger RNA of Eurytemora carolleeae, 1216 nucleotides long. RefSeq names its product tropomyosin. Gene Ontology annotation, cellular component: actin filament. The transcript has 11 exons. The coding region runs from base 5 to 859 and encodes 284 amino acids. The record is from RefSeq and is a predicted model, not a curated record. NCBI's taxonomy places the organism in Eukaryota, Metazoa, Arthropoda, Copepoda, Calanoida, Temoridae. Gene Ontology annotation, biological process: muscle contraction; actin filament organization. Gene Ontology annotation, molecular function: actin filament binding.